Molecule: messenger RNA, 1222 nt
Organism: Dipodomys spectabilis (banner-tailed kangaroo rat)
Lineage: Eukaryota; Metazoa; Chordata; Mammalia; Rodentia; Heteromyidae
Gene: Aip
Product: aryl hydrocarbon receptor interacting protein
Exons: 6
Coding region: 135-1127 (330 amino acids)
Molecular function (GO): peptidyl-prolyl cis-trans isomerase activity; protein binding
Source: RefSeq, a predicted model, not a curated record
CCCCUUUUGGCUUCUGCCCUCAGACAAAAUGGCGCCAGCUCGGAAGCUGCCGAGGCUCUAGGAGUUGUCGAAACAGUUCCGGAAGCUACCGAGCGAAUCCGGAAGUUGCCGAAAAACAGCAGCGGGGAAGGAGGAUGGCGGAGAUCAUCGCAAGACUCCGAGAGGACGGCAUCCAAAAACGUGUGAUACAGGAAGGCCGAGGAGAACUCCCCGACUUUCAGGAUGGAACCAAGGCCACAUUCCACUACCGGACGCUGCACAGUGACAAUGAGGGCUGUGUGCUGGAUGACAGCCAGGUGCGUGGUAAACCCAUGGAGCUCAUCAUUGGCAAGAAGUUCAAGCUGCCUGUGUGGGAGACCAUCGUGUGCACCAUGCGCGAGGGGGAGAUUGCCCAGUUCCUCUGUGAUACCAAGCAUGUGGUCCUGUACCCACUGGUAGCCAAGAGUCUCCGAAACAUCGCCGCAGGCAAGGACCCGCUGGAGGGCCAGCGGCACUGCUGUGGCAUCGCCCAGAUGCAUGAGCACAACUCCCUGGGCCACGCGGACUUGGAUGCCCUGCAGCAGAACCCCCAGCCGCUCAUCUUCCACAUUGAGAUGCUGAAGGUAGAGAGCCCUGGCACAUACCAGCAGGACCCAUGGGCAAUGACAGAUGAGGAGAAGGCCAAGGCGGUGCCGCUCAUCCACCAGGAGGGCAACCGCCUGUACCGUGAGGGCCAGGUGAAGGAGGCUGCCGCCAAGUACUAUGACGCCAUCGCUUGCCUGAAGAACCUGCAGAUGAAGGAGCAGCCUGGGUCCCCCGACUGGAUCCAGUUGGACCAGCAGAUCACACCACUGCUGCUUAACUACUGCCAGUGCAAGCUGGUGGCGGAAGAAUAUUAUGAAGUGCUGGACCACUGCUCCUCCAUCCUCAACAAGUACGACGACAACGUCAAGGCUUACUUCAAGCGGGGCAAGGCCCAUGCGGCCGUGUGGAACGCCCAGGAGGCCCAGGCCGACUUUGCCAAGGUGCUGGAGCUGGACCCUGCCCUGGCGCCUGUUGUGGGGCGCGAACUGCGGGCACUGGAGUCCCGGAUCCGGCAGAAGGACGCGGAGGACAAGGCCCGCUUCCGAGGCAUCUUCUCCCACUGACGGGGCCUCCUUUCCUGCACCACCUCGCCAAGUCCAUUGCUGCCUCCAGCCCACUCACUGCUUCUGUGUAUAUUAUAAAGUCCUUAUUUAUCUCA